Messenger RNA from Chenopodium quinoa (quinoa), 855 nucleotides. Its product is annotated as probable gamma-secretase subunit PEN-2. Gene Ontology annotation, cellular component: gamma-secretase complex. The transcript has 2 exons. NCBI's taxonomy places the organism in Eukaryota, Viridiplantae, Streptophyta, Magnoliopsida, Caryophyllales, Amaranthaceae. Bases 42 to 485 code for a protein of 147 amino acids. The record is from RefSeq and is a predicted model, not a curated record.
AGUUAUUAGUUAUUGGAGUAAGUAAAGGCAAAAAAAGAAAAAUGGAGAGAUCAGGGGAAGGGGGUUCAUCUUCAUCAGUCUCAGGGGAUUCAACUCUUCUUCCUCUCCAAAAUCCCAACAUCUCUGCCAAUUCAACGGCAAUUAGGAGACCUCGUUGGCCGACGAUCGACGGACCAAUUGGACUUUCUGAGGAAGAAUCGAUUGUAUACGCUCGCCGCUUUUACAAGUUUGGAUUUUUGCUUCUUCCUUGGCUUUGGGCUGUCAAUUGCUUCUACUUUUGGCCUGUUCUUCGUCAUUCUCACUCCUUCCCUUCUAUUCGAAGAUAUAUUGUCGGAUCAGCUAUUGGGUGCUCAAUUGCCACUGUACUGUUGUCUUCAUGGGCAUUAACAUUUUCGAUUGGAGGGGAACGCCUUUUUGGGUCAGUUUGGAACAAACUUGUUAUGUACAACGUUGCUGAUCAGUUAGGCUUAACAGGUUGGAUGUAGCUGUGUCUCGGAAUUUCUUCUGUUAUGCGGAUGAUGUUGAUAGCCCCCUUUUUUCUGCUACAAAAGAUCUUAGCACUCUGUGUUGAACCCUGUGUAUAUCGUGUAUUCUUCUCUGCAAGUCUACUUUGUAUGUGCUUUAUCAUGGUUAUACGAUAGCUAAUUUUGUCAUAGCCGUAAGGUUGAGCUGCAUUGCCUCUUGACCUCUUGUUAUUAGUAGUUAUUGAAGUCUCUUCAGAAUGUCUUCCCUGUAUAAAAGAAGGGGCCAAAAACCCCACAUUUUCGCCAUUUUUUUUUAGUAUGAUGGAGAUGAUAUGACAUAAAAGACUAGUAUUAUGAUAUCAAAGAGAAUGGAGUACUUCAUUUCUCGUAA